Exophiala mesophila is the source of this 2858-nucleotide messenger RNA. RefSeq lists its product as uncharacterized. Bases 1 to 2688 code for a protein of 895 amino acids. Lineage: Eukaryota; Fungi; Ascomycota; Eurotiomycetes; Chaetothyriales; Herpotrichiellaceae. The record is from RefSeq and is a predicted model, not a curated record. The transcript has 3 exons.
AUGUGGUCGGCUUCGUCGCUCCUUUUUGCAUCCCUUGCCGUGCCUUUGGCAACCGUCUCGGCACAAGCUCUAACUACCGUUACUUAUGGUCCCUCUGGCCCCUGCCCAGUCCCGUCAACCACCAGCUCUAUCAUUGUACAGCCAGUGUACUACAGCUCCUUCUUUCAAUCUGCUUCUCAGAUUGUGAAUCUGUGGGGUGAUGGCAACAACAUCGCCAUCAACAAUGCCCCCGUAGAAUAUGUUGCCAAUACAUACAUCACCACUGUCAUCACUACUGUGAGCUCCGGAAGCGGGAGCACCUCUGUGACUUUGACAACAACUGCAACAGUCGAUGGAACCGCCACAACCACCGCCACCACAACCCCGAGCCUGACGACCACGACUCCUGGCCUGACAACGACGACGACCCUUGCUCAAACCCCUCCCAUAAUUUUUACCCCAGUCGAGGCUCCUCCAGUCACUCCGUUGCCAGAAGAAGUUCUCACUGUCACUUUGACCAUAGAUGGAGUCGUGGUCACGACUACGACCUCUCAGCCAACUUUCACUGCUCUAGGCCAGGGCAUGCCAAGCGGAACCCAGACAGCCAUUUCCCCUGAAGACCCGGUUCUCAUCGCCGUGGCCUUUGGCGGUGGUGGUGAGCGGAGAAAGAGACAGGCCAGCGCGCCAGUCAUCGCCGGAUUCUCUCAGGGUGAGAAGGCAGGCGCUGGCACUAACUGUGGCUUUGCAAGUAGGUACUACAUUGAAGAGGGAAAGCUGAAGAGUGGUGACAAGACCGUGGGCCUCAACGCUAGCGACUUCUACGUUCCCUUGGUUCCUGUGGAGUGGUACAAUGACAUUCAGACCGAGUUAUUUUUCGUUGAUGGUAUCUUACGUUGGGAGUCACAUCUCCGUGGUCCCGGACAAACUUAUCAAUGUGGCCGAGGUCCUUUGUACUUUGGUUUUCCCUUCCCUCCAAGACCAGAUUGCUAUACUGUGAUCUUGGGAGGUAUCGCAGCGAGUCAAUGUCCUGUCGACUACAUCGCUCAAGGCCUCACUCCGCCGGAAGAUCAAACCCCCGGAUCAACCACCCGUCCGGGAAGCACAGGGUCAACUACCCGGCGUUCUUCGACAUUGGUGCCACCGACAUCAGCCACAUCCGUCAGCGUUGAACCCACUUCCAGUGAAUCUGUGUCUUUCACAGCAUCUUCCUCUGAGGAUGGAUCCGAUUCCUCGACCACAACACAGUCACCUAGUGCGACCAUUCCUGCCUCAAGUACCACUGGCAUCCAGAGCACCUCCGUUGUGGGGGAACCCUCUACUUCUCCAUCGACCACAGGUCCAACAGUGGACCCUCCAUCUGGGACCACGCCGGUAGUCCCAGACACAUCUUCUACAGGAGGAGUAUCAAGCACAGGAGUCGAAUCCACAACAGGGGCUGGAGUCUCUACCACCACUAGCGAAGGCGACAUCUCAACCGUCAGUACCUCCACCAGUGGGCUCGUCGGCGAGACAUCCACGACCACCGGCCCUGUGGUCGCUACCACGACUACAGCAGUCAUUGAUCAGACCACGACCACGCUGGACGUCACAACGACAACAGCAGCAGCUACUACCACGACAGCUAUAACAGAAGACGUGAAGACCUUUACCACACCCACUGAUCCCAACGAUGGUGGCGGACUAUUGUGCAAGAAUAUCAACUUUGGCACUGGCGAUCCUGCCAGCGAGCCCCUGACUUUCCCAUUCAACGGAGGAGACUACAACUACAACAAAAUCGCACUCUCCGGCUCGGCGGGAAAGAAUUACGAGCUCAAUUGUUUGGGCCAUUCUGCUGGCAACGACGACACCGAGAUAGGGUCUGUUACUACAGUCUUCAGUCUUGAACACUGCGUUGCCCGAUGUGCAGCAGAAGCAGACGAAACUUGUUUGAGUGCCAAGUUCGACAGAGUCACAAAAGCCUGCCGGAUUUACACGGGAGCCAAUGCUUAUGCUCCAAAUAACUUAGAUCCAAGUUCAUUUGGUAUUCGCAGGCUAACCAUUGGUCUACCCAAGGUCUUCGGCGCACAAUACAUCCUUGGGCCUGACACAGCGGAUAAUCUGGGGCUAUGUGCUGGUAGCUUGGGCAUGGAUUACGCCAAGUCUUUCGUCGUUGUCACCAAGGCCGACAAGACAUUGCGACCUCUCACCGGACACCGGGACAAUGUCUGGUGGAUCAACUGCAAGAGCCACUGGGAAGGAACGGCGUCAGGAGUGAUCUCCGUGUCCACCGCUCAAGGAAUUGCUCCGCUUGGCCGUGCUGUCGCCAAUGGCGAAGACUGUCUGCGCCUUUGCCACUACCACGCAGCUGCCAGGGCAGCGAGCGGUGAGACUGACGGAUGUAAAAUCUUCCACUGGACGACCUCCAACACCUGCGUGAUGUAUUCCAAUCGUGGAACCGCACCAGGCGCAGCGGUAGACGACUCCGACGUGGUACUUUCCGGCGUUGUCCGAGGUACUGGCGGUGACGACGGCGAUCUGUUCUUCAGAGCCGUCGCAGAGUACAAGAAACGAGACGUUGGCCUCUAUGACGUCGACCUCUCGGCCAAACACAUGAGAGGCAAACGAUACACAUCAGCCCAACAAGUCCAAGACGAUCUCGAUCAAGCGCUUCUACCUGACGCCAUCAUCCCAUUCGAUCCGGCUGUGAAUGCGACUGACUUACGCGUCUAAGCGCCCUUGUCAUGCAUCAGUGACGAGGAUAACGAGAGAUGAUGUGUUGUUGUUUUUCUUCUGGCGCCGAGGCAGAGUCUUUGUUGGGGGCUAGCUGACGGAUUUAUAUUUCCACAUGUUGAAAACCAAUAGUUCUACUACUGGUGCAGCCUUUGCUCGGCAAUUAAUGU